Metarhizium acridum CQMa 102 is the source of this 1881-nucleotide messenger RNA. The record is from RefSeq and is a predicted model, not a curated record. Lineage: Eukaryota; Fungi; Ascomycota; Sordariomycetes; Hypocreales; Clavicipitaceae.
AUGACUUCUACAAUGGUCUGGCAACUCGUCUUGUGGUUGACCUUCUUUAGCUGGACCAUCUCUGGCGACGCCGGUCUUGGUGGCGUCCUCGACCCCAGAGCAACUCCGCCGCUGCCCAGCGUAGAUGCCUUCUAUCGGGUCCCCGAUGACGUCGACUCGUACGCCCCAGGCGCCAUUAUCCGGCAUCGCCCGCCUCCAAACCCCAUUGCGGUGGUUGAUGCGAGCUACCAGCUCCUCUACCGGACCACAGACAGUCUCAACAACGCCACGGCCACGGUGCUCACCGUCCUCGUCCCUCGCAACGCAAACUUCAACAAGGUCCUCUCAUACCAAGUGAUAGAUGAUGCGGCAAGCAUCAACUGCGCCCCGUCGUACGCAUUCCAGCUGGGCGCCGACGGCGGGACGUCCACCACUGAGGCAGAGCUGCUGCUCGUCGAAGCAGCUCUCGAGCAGGGCUGGGUCGUCAUCGUCCCCGACUACCUGGGGCCGAGGGGGGCCUUCCUCGCCAACGCGCUCUCGGGCCAGGCGGUGCUGGACGGCAUCCGCGCGGCCAGGAACUCGGGCUCCAUGACGGGCAUCGGCGGGAGCCCCACCCCGUCGUACGCACCGGAGCUGGCCAUUGCCGGCGCGGCGGGCGGCGGCCCCGUGCCCAACAUCACCACCGUGCUGGCCCAGGUCGACGGCACCGGCUUCGCCGGCCUCAUCCCCGCCGGCAUCCUCGGCCUCGCCCACCAGUACCCCGAGCUCGAGGCCCUUUUGCAAAAGCACAUCCUGCCCCAGUACAAGGACGACUUCUACAAGGCCGCCAGCCUGUGCCUGGCGGGGGACAUCAAGGAGUACAGCGGCAAGAACCUGACGCAGUGGGUGGACGACCCUACGCUGCUCCACGCGGAUCCCACCGUGCUCGGGAUCUCGAGGGAAAACGACCUGGGGCAGCGCGCCCCCAAGGCGCCGCUGCUCGUGUACAAGGCCACCCACGACGAGAUUAGCCCCGUGGCCGAAACGGACGCCCUCGUGGAAUGGUACUGCGAGAGCGGCACGGCCGUCGAGUACCUGCGGGACGAGAGCACCAACCACGAGACCUUGGCGAUUGCAGGCGUGCCAAAGGCGCUUGCCUGGCUGCGGGCGAGGAUGGAUGGCCAGGGCCACCAGACGGCCUGCUCGACGAGGACGGUCUACUCUGUCUUGCUGGAUCGCGAUUCCCUGGCCAUUUUGCCGAGGGCCACUCUUGAUGCGUUCCUGGACCUGCUGGGGAAGCGCCCAGGGCCGUUGAUUAAAUGGUUGAAAGACGUCGGCCCUUGCGAGGACGCCAGACCACAGCUCGGCUCAACGCGUCCAACUGCCCUGUGUUGGUUGCAUCAUGGUCUCUUGACUGAACGCGUGUCACGCCCGACCAAGUUGUUGAAUUUGCCAAAAGGCCUCGAGAAUUCGUCAUGCCACGCUCAGAUCCCCGUGGCCCAGGCAGAAACAUCGACGGCCAACGCAGGCUGCAACAGCCCUCCAGCAUCAGACCACCCCGCGAAGCACAUGCGCAGCCCCGACGCCGUCUCGUCGGCACAUGUCAACAAACUGGCAGCGACGUCUGGUACGGAGCAACCCAGGGCAACCCGGACGCUCCGUUUGGAACGGAUCCAAGGAACCACUUCAAGCUCCGGCGGACGGGGGUCUCUGGUCACUGGCCCCAGGCAGGUUCGCGAACCUGGCCAUUUGCGUCGCAGCGAUUCCCAGGGUGGGCCAGCGAUCGGGCCCUUUUUUCCCACAUUCAAUGUUCUCCCCAGCUUUCGUGGAGAGGCGAGCUUUGUGGCGAACCAGGCACAGCUGGAGCCGGACCCGCGGGGCGACGGCCAAACAAGGAGUCGACAAAUCGCAUUCGCAGGAUAG